CGCGCGGGCAGGAGCCGACCGAGGACCGGGCGCGGUUGAUGGUGGCUGCGCAGAGUCCAGCCAGGACCUUGAGAGUCGGCGGCAGAGGCAACCGCGGCACCGGCUGAGGCGGCGGCCCGACGCGUGCUCUCUGGGCGGGGUGCGGCGGGGGCUGUGCCUGCCCAGGCCGGGCGGAGUCUCUCUGACAGGGAGGGGGAUGCGCGGCGGCCGCUCGCCCGGACCCUGAAGCAACUGGGCCCACCCUCCCGGAACCCUCCUUGGCCUCCGUCUCUGCUGUCUCCUCCGGCCUCACCCUGGGGCCGAGGGUGGGAGGCAGCUUCCGCCAUAGAGGAGGGGCUGUAGUGGCCACCGCAGCGGAGCCCGAGUUCUUUUGCCACGAAAAUGGUUUUCACAAUCCUGAACAUGUACUAUUCAUGCUGAUGGGACAGGAUUCAAUAUGAAUAUAAAUGAUGGAGGAAGACGACGCUUUGAGGAUAAUGAACAUACAUUGCAUAUAUAUCCUGGGACAAUUUCAGAAGGGACAAUCUACUGUCCUAUUCCUGCCAGAAAAAAUUCCACAGCUGCUGAGGUGAUCGACUCUCUUAUAAACAGACUUCAUCUUGACAAAACAAAAUGUUAUGUUCUAGCAGAGGUAAAGGAAUUUGGUGGAGAAGAAUGGAUACUCAAUCCAACAGACUGUCCAGUUCAACGAAUGAUGUUGUGGCCUCGAAUGGCUCUGGAAAAUCGCCUAAGUGGAGAGGACUACCGAUUUCUUUUGAGAGAAAAAAACCUUGAUGGGUCAAUCCAUUAUGGUAGUCUUCAGUCAUGGCUACGGGUAACAGAAGAACGUCGCAGGAUGAUGGAACGGGGUUUUCUUCCACAGCCUCAACAGAAAGACUUUGAUGAUUUAUGUAGCUUACCUGAUUUGAAUGAGAAAACUCUCUUAGAAAAUCUACGAAAUCGCUUUAAGCAUGAAAAAAUUUAUACCUAUGUUGGCAGUAUUCUAAUAGUCAUUAACCCAUUCAAGUUUCUUCCUAUUUAUAACCCCAAAUAUGUAAAAAUGUAUGAUAACCACCAGUUGGGAAAACUUGAGCCUCACAUUUAUGCUGUGGCUGAUGUAGCUUAUCAUACCAUGCUUCAGCGCAAAAAGAAUCAGUGCAUUGUGAUUUCAGGAGAGAGUGGUUCUGGGAAGACUCAAAGCACAAACUUUCUUAUUCACCACCUUACUGCUCUCAGUCAGAAGGGAUUUGCCAGUGGAGUGGAACAAAUUAUUCUUGGAGCCGGACCAGUUCUUGAGGCCUUUGGAAAUGCAAAGACAGCUCAUAAUAAUAAUUCAAGUCGUUUUGGCAAGUUUAUUCAAGUAAAUUACCAAGAAACAGGCACUGUACUUGGUGCCUAUGUUGAAAAAUAUCUACUGGAGAAGUCCAGACUCGUUUAUCAAGAGCAUAAUGAACGAGAAAGUGGAAGAGAGGGGUGCGGGGAGACAGAGGAAAUAACAAAGAAACCCCUCAGACAGAGCUGGGAUGAUUAUUGCUGUGAUUCUGAGCCGGAUUGCUUCACAGUGGAGGGGGAGGAUUUGAAGCAUGACUUUGAACGCUUACAACUGGCCAUGGAAAUGGUAGGAUUUCUUCCCAAGACACAAAGACAGAUUUUCUCUCUUCUAUCAGCAAUACUACAUUUGGGUAAUAUCUGUUACAAAAAGAAGACAUACCGGGAUGACUCCAUAGAUAUCUGUAAUCCUGAAGUUCUUCCUGUUGUCUCAGAAUUAUUAGAAGUUAAAGAAGAGAUGCUAUUUGAAGCGUUAAUUAUGAGGAAGACUGUGACAGUGGGAGAAAAGCUUAUUUUACCAUACAGACUGGCAGAGGCUGUGACAGUGAGGAAUUCCAUGGCUAAGUCUUUAUAUAGUGCCCUAUUUGACUGGAUAGUUUUUCGGAUUAAUCAUGCACUUCUGAAUAGUAAAGAUUUGGAGCAAAAUACCAAGACUUUGUCAAUUGGUGUUCUUGAUAUUUUUGGCUUUGAAGAUUAUGAAAAUAAUAGCUUUGAACAGUUCUGCAUUAAUUUUGCUAAUGAACGUUUACAACACUACUUUAAUCAGCAUAUCUUUAAACUGGAGCAGGAGGAAUACAGAGCUGAAGGUAUCAGCUGGCACAAUAUAGAUUAUAUAGAUAACACCUGUUGCAUAAAUCUUAUUAGCAAGAAACCAACAGGACUGCUCCAUCUUUUAGAUGAAGAAAGCAAUUUUCCACAGGCUACAAAUCAAACAUUGCUAGAUAAAUUUAAGCAUCAACAUGAAGAGAAUUCUUACAUUGAAUUUCCAGCUGUGAUGGAGCCUGCUUUCACCAUAAAGCAUUAUGCCGGGAAAGUAAAAUAUGGGGUAAAGGAUUUCCGGGAAAAAAAUACAGAUCAUAUGCGCCCUGACAUUGUAGCUCUUCUGAGAAGUAGCAAAAAUGCAUUUAUCUCUGGGAUGAUUGGAAUUGAUCCUGUAUCUGUUUUCCGAUGGGCGGUUCUCCGAGCCUUUUUCAGGGCUAUGGUUGCUUUCAGGGAAGCCGGGAAGAGACAUAUUCAGAGAAAAACUGGGCAUGAUGAUACAGCGCCAUGUGCAAUUUUGAAAAGUAUGGAUAGUUUUAGCUUUCUCCAACACCCAGUCCACCAGAGGAGCUUAGAGAUUCUGCAGAGGUGCAAGGAAGAGAAGUACAGUGUAACCCGGAAAAAUCCUAGGACACCUCUUUCUGAUCUCCAGGGCAUAAAUACUUUAAAUGAAAAAAACCAACAUGAUACAUUUGAUAUUGCCUGGAAUGGCAGAACUGGGAUUCACCAGAGCAGACUAUCAAGUAACACCUCCUUGCUUGACAAAGAUGGGAUAUUCGCUAACUCAGCUAGCAGCAAACUAUUGGAAAGAGCCCAUGGAAUUCUCACGAGAAACAGAAACUUCAAAUUCAAGCCUGGCCUUCCAAAGCACUUGCUAGAGGUAAAUUCUUUAAAGCACCUGACAAGACUGACUCUGCAGGAUCGCAUUACCAAAUCCCUUCUUCAUUUGCACAAGAAGAAGAAACCUCCCAGCAUCAGUGCUCAGUUUCAGGCCUCAUUAAACAAGCUGAUGGAGACACUUGGUCAAGCAGAACCAUAUUUUGUAAAAUGCAUUCGCUCUAAUGCAGAAAAGCUGCCAUUAAGGUUCAAUGAUGCCUUGGUACUUAGACAGCUUCGGUAUACUGGGAUGCUGGAGACAGUUCGAAUUCGCCAAUCAGGAUACAGCUGCAAAUACUCUUUCCAGGAUUUUGUGAGCCACUUCCAUGUACUUCUUCCUCGAAAUACUAUUCCAUCUAAAUUUUACAUUCAGGAUUUCUUCAGGAAAAUAAAUAUUAAUCCAAAUAAUUAUCAAGUUGGAAAAUCCAUGGUGUUCCUAAAGGAACAGGAACGACAGCACCUACAAGAUCUGCUUCACCAAGAGGUGCUCCGCAGAAUAAUAUUGUUACAACGAUGGUUUAGGGUCUUGCUGUGCAGGCAGCAUUUUCUCCAUCUGAGACAGGCAUCAGUUAUCAUUCAGCGAUUCUGGCGGAAUUACCUAAAUCAAAAGCAAGUCAAAGACGCAGCUGUGCAAAAGGAUGCUCUAGUUAUGGCUAGUGCAGCUACUCUUCUCCAGGCUUCCUGGCAUGCUCACUUAGAGAGGCAGCGGUAUUUGGAGCUCCGGACUGCAACCAUCAUCAUCCAGCAGAGAUGGAGGGAGUGCUAUAGGUGGAGGCACAUGGCUGCUAUUUGUAUACAGGCAAGAUGGAAAGGCUACAGGGAAAAUAAGAAGUAUCAAGAACAAAGGAACAAAAUUAUCCUUUUGCAGUCAAUAUGUAGAGGAUUCAGAGCAAGACAAAGAUUUAAAGCUUUAAAAGAACAAAGGCUAAAAGAAACAAAACUAGAACUUGGAUUGAUGAAUAUUGAGCCACAUGGAGCUCUGAAAAUUCAGGGUUCAGACCCUUCAGAAUGGGAGGAUUGUUCUUUUGACAACAGAGUAAAAGCCAUAGAGGAAUGUAAAUCUGUGAUAGAGAGUAAUCGAAUUAGUUCAGUGGACUGCUUGAAGGAUUCCCCAAACAAGCGACAGGAGAGAGCCAGAAGCCAGAGUGGUGUGGACUUGCAGGAAGAUGUGAUUAUAAGAGAGAGACCCAAGUCCUUGGAGGAUCUCCACCAGAAAAAAGUAGGUCGGGCCAAAAGAGAAAGUCGGAGAAUGAGAGAACUAGAACAAGCUAUAUUUAGCUUAGAAUUGCUAAAAGUUCGUUCUCUUGGUGGUGUGUCUCCUUCAGAAGAACGCCGAUGGUCUACAGAACUGAUGCCUGAGGGCCUUCAGUCUUUACAGGGUACACCUGAUAGUGAAAGCUCUCAAGAAAGCUUGGAACUUCUGAGCUGCGAGGAAAGCCAAAAGAGCAAACUAGAGUCUGUAAUGUUAGAUGAAGGAGACUUGCAGUUUCUAUCACCUAAGAUAUCUAGCAGUCAAAAAUUUGAUUCACAGGCCAAUGCCCGAAGUACCUCAAGUGAGACUAACUAUACAUUGAGUCAAAAGGGAGCAUCCUCUGACUCAAUGCAUUUGAAGAAUGGGACUAUGAAGGAAAAACUGGUUUGCAGUUCUGAAUCUAUUACCUGUAAGCCACAACUGAGAGACUCCUUUGUUUCCAGUAGUUUGCCUACAUUUUUUUAUAUUCCUCAACAAGACCCACUGAAAACAAGUUCCCAACUAGACACAAGUAUCCAGAGAAACAAACUAAUGGAAAGUGAAGAAACAAUUCCAGCUCUUACUUUGGAUAUUAACAGGAAAACUAGAAAGUAUCGCUACUCAGGAGAAAAUCAAGUUGUUGCUUUGAGUACAGAUUCUUCUAAUACUGUGCUUAAGAAGUUGGAAAAGCUGAACACUGAGAAGGAAGAAAGGCAAAAACAGUUGCAGCAGCAGAAUGAAAAAGAGAUGAUGGAACAGAUUAGACAGCAAACAGAUAUUUUAGAGAGGGAGCGUAAAACCUUCAAGACAAUUGAAAAACAAAGAAUUGGGGAGUCUUUUCCAGUAUCAUCUUUCUAUCAAUCAAAACCAAGAGUAGAGAGGCCAUCCUCUCUCCUCAUUCCGAAUACCCCAAAUAAGAAAGAAUCUGAUGUACUAGGGCAUCCAUCAGUAACUGUAAAAGAUGCAGCUCUUGCCCUAAAAGACAGUCCCUCUGCUCACUUUCCCCUGAAGGAUCGACCUGCCACCCUGUUCUUUGAAAGAAAAGGAGGCCCAUGCCAAUCUAGUACUGUCAAUGAAUUAUCCAAGACAGACAGAAUGUGCAACCAACCGAAUGUAGCCUGUAAAUUCAAUAAUAAUGGCAUUUCAAAAAGAGAACACUUUAAGCCAACUCAGUCUAAGAGCCACAAAUCUAAUGACCCUCCCAGAGAUGGAACUACUAUGGCCAUUUUCUUCACACCAAAGGAAAAUAUGAGUAUUUCCCUUGUCAACAGGGAAUUCUUAAACAGUGGAAAUCCUAAAGUCCAUAAACAAGAUGAACCAAUUUGGAAACCUAUGAAGUUAACUGGGCCGGGCCAAGGAGAGACAUCACAACGAUUUUCUUCGGUUGAUGAAGAAACAAAACUUCAUAAGACUAUGUCUCAAGGAGAGAUUGCGAAGUUGGCAGUGAGAGAGAAGUCUUCAGAUUCGGAUAUAAGACCUCAGAAAGCGAGGAUGAGAUUCUGGGCCAAAGGGAAACAAGGGGAGAAGAAGACCACCAGAGUGAAACCUGCCACCCAGUCGGAGGUUUUACCGCUCUUGGCUGGCUCAGAUAUGAUUCCAAUGCAUCAGUUUCCAGAUGAAUUAGCUCAGUAUCACCCAACACCUCCUUUGAGCCCAGAAUUGCCUGGUAGUUGCCAGAAGGAGUUCAAAGAGAACAAAGAGCCCUCUCCAAAGGCAAAGCGCAAGCGAAGUGUGAAGAUCAGCAGCCUGGCUUUGGAAUCUAUGCAUUGGCAAAAUGACUCUGUCCAGAUCAUAGAAAGUGCCAGUGAUUUAAAGAGCAUGGAUGAAUUUCUUCUGAAAAAGAUGAAUGACCUAGAUAAUGAAGACAGCAAGAAAGACACACUAGUGGAUGUUGUAUUUAAAAAAGCCCUGAAAGAAUUCCGGCAGAAUAUCUUCAGCUUUUAUUCAUCUGCAUUGGCGAUAGAUGAUGGGAAAAGCAUACGGUAUAAAGACCUCUAUGCACUAUUUGAGCAGAUUCUGGAAAAGACCAUGAGACUUGAGCAGCGAGAUUGGAGAGAAUCUCCAGUCAGAGUUUGGGUCAACACUUUUAAAGUGUUUUUAGAUGAAUAUAUGAAUGAAUUCAAGACUUUGGAUUGUAUACCCCCAAAGGUGCCAAAAACAGAAAGAAAGAAAAGAAGGAAAAAAGAAACUGAUUUAGUGGAAGAGCACAAUGGUCACAUCUUCAAGGCCACUCAAUAUAGCAUUCCUACGUACUGUGAGUACUGUUCUUCUUUGAUAUGGAUAAUGGACCGAGCCUCUGUUUGCAAAUUAUGCAAAUAUGCUUGCCAUAAGAAGUGCUGUCUGAAAACCAUAGCCAAGUGUUCUAAAAAGUAUGACCCAGAGCUAUCAUCUCGACAAUUUGGGGUUGAACUGUCCCGUUUGACUAGUGAAGACCGAACUGUUCCUUUAGUGGUGGAAAAGCUCAUAAACUACAUUGAAAUGCAUGGACUGUACACAGAAGGUAUUUACCGAAAGUCUGGUUCAACUAAUAAAAUCAAGGAGCUUCGACAAGGUCUAGACACAGAUGCUGAGAGUGUAAACCUAGAUGACUAUAACAUACACGUCAUUGCAAGUGUAUUCAAACAAUGGCUUCGUGAUUUGCCCAAUCCACUCAUGACCUUUGAACUGUAUGAAGAAUUUCUUCGAGCUAUGGGUCUUCAGGAAAGGAAAGAGACAAUUCGUGGUGUAUACUCUGUGAUUGAUCAGCUCUCCCGAACUCAUCUUAAUACACUGGAACGCCUCAUCUUUCAUCUUGUCAGGAUUGCUCUGCAGGAAAACACUAAUCGAAUGUCUGCUAAUGCUUUAGCCAUUGUGUUUGCACCCUGCAUUCUACGCUGCCCUGAUACCAUUGACCCACUACAAAGCGUGCAGGACAUCAGUAAGACUACCACUUGUGUGGAGCUGAUUGUUGUGGAACAAAUGAAUAAAUAUAAGGCUCGUCUCAAAGACAUCAGUAGCCUGGAAUUUGCUGAGAAUAAGGCAAAGACCAGGUUGUCACUGAUUCGUAGAUCAAUGGGAAAGGGGUGUCUUCGUCGAGGAAACUAUGCAAGUCCAUCCUCUCCUGUUGUAGUUCGGUUGCCCUCUAUGUCUGAUGUCCCAGAAGAGACCUUGACUAGUGAGGCAGCCAUGGAGAUGGACAUCACAGAACAGCAGCAAGCAGCUAUGCAGCAGGAGGAGAGAGUGCUGACUGAACAGAUUGAGAACCUACAGAAAGAGAAGGAGGAGCUAACAUUUGAGAUGCUGAUACUGGAACCCCGUGCCUCUGAUGAUGAAACCCUUGAGUCUGAGGCCUCCAUUGGGACCGCCGAUAGCUCAGAAAACUUAAAUAUUGAGUCUGAAGGUGCCAUCUCUGAGAAAUCAGAGAGAAGCUUGGCUCUUAGCUCCCUGAGGGCAGCUGGCAAGUCUGCACCUUCUAGCAAGUUGAGAAAGCAGCUAAAAAAGCAGCACGACUCUUUGGAUUCAGUGGACUCUUCAGUCUCUUCUCAUGGGACCAGAAAACGAUUUCAGAUUUAUUCCAAAUCUCCAUUCUACCGAGCUGGCUCAGCUGGUGAGGCCCUGGAAAUGGAGGGACCAUUGGGCCUGACCAAAUCCCUAGAAGACAGACCUCAGUUCAUCAGCAGAGGAACCUUCAACCCUGAAAAGGGCAAACAAAAAUUAAAGAAUGUGAAAAACUCACCUCAGAAAACCAAAGAGACCCCAGAGGGGACCGUGGGGUCUGGCCACAGGAAAACUGUGGACCCAGACUGCAGCUCUACCCAACAGCCAGCUCUCUUUGGAAAUAAUGAGUUUAUGGUCUGAACUAGCAGAUGUAUAUUCCUUCAUAGCUGCAGAGUAGUAAACACAUCUCAUUUUUAGGCCUCUUCUCAUUGCCUCGUCCACAAUAGUCCAUUCUAAGUGAGGUCCAGCCUCUUGUCCAAGCAUACAACCAAGACCUGGUGUGCUAAUUUCCUGGGCCUCCUAUGGAAGUGGAAAGGCCUCUUUGAAGCCUGCCGGGAUGGUGCCAGCUGUGCCUUGGCUGCAGUAUUUGACCAGAGAUUUCACUAACAAAGCCACCUAGCUAGGACUUGGGGAUUUGGGUCAGUCGUGGAGGUCUUGUAGUUGCCUCUCUUCCAUCCUCUUUUCCCUUUCCAGAGGUGGGUGUGGAACUGGUGAGCACAUUGUGGGCCUGAGGGGCGCAUUGAUUUCUGGCCUUGGAAGAAAACAUGUAAAUCUUUCUUAACCUGUAAGCAAAAGCCUUUCAGUUUAUUUUGGGAUAGUUAGGAGCUGGGGUAGGAUAUACUUUUUCCCCCCAAGGAUUUAUAAAAAAAGGCUAAGCCCUCUAUUUUAAGAUUUUUUUGAAAAACACUUCAUGUUAUAUUCUGGGGAAAGUAAAAAGGCAAUUGUUUCCAUUAAGCCAUCAGAGCAUGUCUCAGACCUCUGGUUACACAAUGAAGAAGAGAGUAGAAGUUUUGUUUUUUGAUGAUGUUUGAUGUAAUAAUAAUCAAUGCUGGUUUAACUUCUAGUUAGUUCCUGCCAAAUAUAUUGCAUGGGCUGAAGUUUCAGUAGCCAUACUGUUCUCAUAUUCUCUGGUCCUAGAAUCAGUUUCCUCUAAUUUUCUUAAAUGACCCAGAGAUAUGAACACUAAACAUGAGGGUUUCACCCUAAUCCAUCCACGCUUUUCUCUUUGUGUAGAUUGAACUGAAGAUCACAUAUUCAUCUGCUGGUAGAUUUCAACCUAGAACUCAAAAACAAAUGACCAAUUAAUCAAUUCUCUCAAAACAUUCACAACACAAUACUACAUGAAUAAGUGUUACAGAAAGCUGCCAAAAAAUAAGAGAGAACUUUUUCAGAUGACCCAUCUAACUUAUUUUUUCCUCAGACCAUCAGUAUUAAAUAGACUUUUUUAAAAA
This is a messenger RNA of Myotis lucifugus (little brown bat), 9102 nucleotides long. It is a transcript of the gene MYO9A, whose product is annotated as myosin IXA. The transcript is spliced from 42 exons. Gene Ontology annotation, molecular function: microfilament motor activity; GTPase activator activity; protein binding. Gene Ontology annotation, biological process: intracellular signal transduction; positive regulation of GTPase activity. The record is from RefSeq and is a predicted model, not a curated record. NCBI's taxonomy places the organism in Eukaryota, Metazoa, Chordata, Mammalia, Chiroptera, Vespertilionidae. The coding region runs from base 437 to 8011 and encodes 2524 amino acids. Gene Ontology annotation, cellular component: myosin complex.